Messenger RNA from Macroventuria anomochaeta, 735 nucleotides. RefSeq lists its product as uncharacterized. Bases 82 to 708 code for a protein of 208 amino acids. NCBI's taxonomy places the organism in Eukaryota, Fungi, Ascomycota, Dothideomycetes, Pleosporales, Didymellaceae. The transcript has a single exon. The record is from RefSeq and is a predicted model, not a curated record.
GAUCGACAGGACUCUAGCUCUUCGCAUCAUGGCUUCUCAGACCACAAGCAAGCAGGCCAGCUGGUCGUCUGCAUACUAUGUAUGGCCGUCCCUCUCGACAAUACGAAAACUGCGCUGACAUGCAUGCAUCUGCAGCACGAUGAUCGCCAGCUGUUGGAACAGCUGCACCACUUCCAGCGUUGCCUCAACGGCAUCCAACAGCGGUUGUACGAGAAGAGCGUGACCAUCCAAAAUCUUCAAGAGAACUUCAACCGAGAACGAAGCGCGAUGGCAUACGAGAUCUCGACACUGAAGAUGAAGCUUGCACUCGAGGAACGAAAGGGAGAGCUUGUGGCGAGAGAACGAAAAAACAGUAGUGUGAACGAGGAGGGCGUGUCUGAUGGUACCAUCGCUGGGACCAACAAGCUCCAAGACGGACUCGAGCAGGCUGAGGAAAGGACGUCGAAGCCGCCCUUGGCAGACUGCCGCAAAGUACAGCACCAAGCCCUAGAGCCUAAAUCUCAGAAAGAACAAGCCCAUACGCUCGUACAACGAAGGCUAGAGACAGCUGCCUCAACGAGCCCGCUCGCAAUCGGAACUGAGAGCUGGGAACCUGCUCAUGAGACCGCACUCCCAAGCGUCGAGCAUGCGCCUCAGCAGGGACAGGGACAGGGACAGGGACAGCGUAAACGUACAAAACGCCCCCUCCGCCGUGGCGACUGUAGUUAGCUUUGUGUGUUUGAGCGUCACGCGACA